Messenger RNA from Synchiropus splendidus (mandarinfish), 7308 nucleotides. RefSeq names its product RIMS binding protein 2a (gene rimbp2a). Gene Ontology annotation, biological process: neuromuscular synaptic transmission. The transcript is spliced from 25 exons. The record is from RefSeq and is a predicted model, not a curated record. Bases 714 to 4556 code for a protein of 1280 amino acids. Gene Ontology annotation, molecular function: protein binding. Lineage: Eukaryota; Metazoa; Chordata; Actinopteri; Syngnathiformes; Callionymidae.
UGUGUGAGUUCCACGCAGAGUGGGAUGUAACAGAGGGAAGUGUCAUUUUCAAGCGCAGCCAGCUACGGUUGUGUAUGGACGAGAAAGGCAUGACGGAUUGGAAGCACACCCUGACAUCAAUCUACCGGCUUACUUGUGUACACACUGACGUGCCAACUCUGCAUUCAGUGCCAGAUUGUGAUGUGCCUGAAGGAGAAUCAUUUUGGGAAUGAGAGGGCACACUUUUCAAGUCUCGAUAUGAGGUGUCAUCACAACAAGUUCCAGGAAUUUCACUUCACAACAUAAACCGCCUCCAACUGCUAGAAGAGAGAAACCAAGCGCUGAGGCUUGAAGUAGCUACGCUCCGACAGGAGAAACAGCAAUAUAGGAAACUGUGAUGCUUGGAGCCGGCUGAUUAAUUCAACAGAGUGAAUUUCCGCAGCUCACUGAGCACACGUACGGCGGAAGACGCAGAAGGAGGAAAUUGAGCAGAGGGAGAAAGAGGACGGGACAAGAGAAAAUCCAAGCUCCAUGCUGCUUUACAGGAGAAAAAUCGUCUGAACCUCGAAUUGAUCAGCUGUCACCUGAAGGCAUCCAAGUAUGACCAGGUACGAUCUGACUACGAAAAGCUGAGGAAGACCUUUCUCGUCGUGAGCCAGGAGAGAGCGGCGGCACAGAAGCAGAGAAGUGAACUUCAAGACAAAGUGGAGAACCUUGAGCAGGUUCUAAAACAUAUGCACGAGUCUGUGGAACUGAAGCGACAUCUGCAGACAGAGCAUGAACAAACCUGGGUAUCUCUUCACUCUAAGCACAAGCCUCGUGUUCAAAGUGACCAUGAAGAUGAUGCUCACCUUUUAGAGGUGAAAAUAACUGACCUGGAACAGAAAUGGAGGUCACAGACUGAGCAUUUCCAUCACCUGUCCAAAGAGCUGCUCAAUUGCCACUUACAAUCAGAUAGUGUGGAGACCCGUCCCAGUUAUCCCACCUACUAUUCCCAGUCCCCCACCUCACCAAAUAAACAAGUCCCUCCAGUCAUCAGAUCUGAAGAUUCAGGGAAUGAGAUCGCGGCAAACACGUCACUGCUGAUCUCCGGGUUUUCGCUCAGCCAACCACAAACUGGAGACAGAGGACGGCCACAAGUGCUGCCGGUCAAAUCCAGCGCUGUGACAACAGACAACGCUAGCGGCACAAAAAAGAUGGAGGAUGAGCCGAGUCCAUCACCCAGGUCUAAGCCUCGGUACACUGGCCAGGUCCGCCUUUGCACUGCCAGAUACAACUAUAACCCCUAUGAUGGGCCAAAUGAGCAUCCCGAAGCAGAACUCCCUCUGGUGGCUGGAAAGUACCUUUACGUUUAUGGCAACAUGGAUGACGAUGGCUUCUAUGAAGGAGAACUACUGGAUGGCCAGCGUGGACUUGUUCCUUCUAAUUUUGUGGAGUUUGUCCAAGACAAGGAAAAACCAGCAAUUCUGGCUGGAGAGGCAGGAGAGGAGCUGUCCUCACAGGGUCACACACCUUUGGCGCUGAUGCCGGCGGACACAAGUUCCUCUCAGGACAGUCUCCUGAGUUCAGCCAAUGCUUUGGUUCCCUGUAGCAAUGGGACAGGUGGGCCCAUCGACCCUGAGGACCUGGCAGAGGAUGUUGUGCCUUAUCCUCGGAAGAUCACUCUGAUCAAACAGCUGGCCCGGAGUGUCAUCGUGGCUUGGGAGCCUCCGAUCGUGCCUUCUCUGGGCUGGGGGAACAUCUCCGGCUACAAUGUCUUAGUAGACGGGGAGCUUCGUGCCAGCAUACAAUUUGGCGCUCGCACUAAGUGUUUACUCGAAAAGCUGGACCUGGAUGGUUGCGUUCACCGCGUGUCGGUGCAGAGUGUCACCGACCGAGGCUUAUCCGACGAGUUGCGUUGCACCUUAUUGGUGGGAGCCAAUGUUGUAGUGGCACCUUAUGGUCUCCGGGUGGACGACAUCCAGAGAGACACAGCCGAACUCUCUUGGUUGCCCAGCAACAGUAACUAUAGUCAUACAGUAUUCUUGGAUGGAGUGGAGCAUGCAGUGGUAAAACCAGGAAGGUAUAGACUCCGCUUUUUUAACCUGAGUCCCCUGACAGUGUACAAAGUGACGGUGCAGGCUCAGCCGCACCAGGUGCCAUGGCAACUGCCGCUGGAGCAGAGAGAGAGGAAAGAAGCUGGCGUGGAGUUCUGCACUCUGGCUGCAGGUCCAACACCAUAUUGCAGAACAGGUCCCCCACUGCCUCCACAGGAUGUACAGGUGCUCUGUGGACAGGCUCCAGGGGUGCUACAGGUCCACUGGAAGCCCCCCCUGCUUUCACCCAACGGAACCUCUAAUGGGGCAAAUGUCAUUGGCUAUGCAGUCUGCACCAAAGGGCAGAAGAUUGCUGAGGUGAUGUUCCCCAUGGCAGACUAUGUGACAGUGGAGCUGACUAGGAUUCAAUGCCUGGAGGCGAGAGAAGUCAUUGUCCGGACAUUGUCUGUGCAAGGAGAAUCCCAGGAUUCCCAAGUUGCUGUCAUUCCAAACAACCUGCUCGUGCCUCUGCCACCCAUUCCCCUUCCGCCGCCGAUGCACCCCCACCCGCACCCCCAUCCUCAACCUCACCUGCAAUCACCUCACCUUCCUCAUGGUACUCCCCAGCUCCCUGCUCCUGCACUGGCACACGGACAGCCGAUCCCACCACAUCCUCAGCACCCCCACCCUCGACAUCCCCACCCGGGCGGACCUCAGCAGCUUCAGCUCCGACCACCGCACCCUCAUGCGCAGCCUUUAAAUCUCAAGCCUCAGCAACCACACCCAGGUCCUAGGCCCCAACACCGACUGCCUCUGCUGCCCCAUCAUCAGCCGCACCCCGGACCUCAGAGACCAGUAAGUGCCAGAGACCUGGAUGCCAAAGACCCGGUGGCUCACCAUGCAGCUGCUAUUUCACAACCGGGCUGGGACCCCACACGCUCCCCGUCUGCCCAGCCUCCCAUGCCCAUGCAGGGCCACACACUAGAGGCGCCAAAUCUCGCCAAUCUUCGCUUACCAUCCCCACAGAGGAUCCUUCCACAACCUCGAGGCACUCUGAUACCAGACACGGUGGCCAAAGCCAUCGCCCGGGAGGCAGCACAGAGAGUGGCUGCGGAAAGUGGCAAGGUUGAGCGCAGGCCAGUGAGAUACAGUGAGCCAGGUCAGACCUUUCACCAGCACCACUCUGACGAAGAAGAGGAAGACGAGGAAGGGUUUACACGGAGCAGACGAAGAGGACCGUCCGUCGAUGAGUUCCUCCGAGGAUCCGAGCUGGGUCGGCCGCCUCACUAUAGUCACAGUGAAGAGUAUCACAGCGAGAGCAGCCGGGGCUCUGACCUGUCUGACAUCAUGGAAGAGGAUGAGGAGGAGCUGUACUCUGAGAUGCAGCUGGAAGAGGGACGGCGACGCAACUCGCACAACACCCCUAAGACAAAUGCUCCUUCAGGUGGCCGGCGGGAUCGAGAGACAGGAAGAAGGCUCCAUCACGGUUCUCAACCUCAACGGCGGCCGCUCAUGGUCCCGUCUAUUGAGGUAACCUCUGAGAAUAACAAUGAGGGAAACCUCUCUCCCAUCACCGAGGAUGGUAACUAUGGCAGAGUAGCUCGGCACAGGACCAGGUCAUCCCGCAGGCACUCGGGCGGCACCAGGUCCCCCCAUGAUGGCUACCGGGACCGAGACCGCCGCUCUCCCACCUACUACGAAGAGUCUGAGCCAGAAGAGAACUUCAGGAUAUUUGUCGCUCUAUUUGACUACGACCCUCUGUCCAUGUCCCCGAACCCAGACGCAGCUGAUGAGGAGCUGCCUUUCAAAGAGGGCCAAAUCAUCAGGGUAUACGGCGAUAAAGACACAGACGGCUUUUACAGAGCAGAACUGAGAGGCCGGAUGGGUCUAGUCCCCUGUAACAUGGUGUCAGAGAUCCGGGCGGAGGACGAGGAGACGAUGGACCAGCUCAUCAAGCAGGGCUUCCUGCCACUCAGCACCCCUGUGGACAGGAUAGAACAGAGAAGAGGCCUGCGUCAGGGUCAGGCAUCCAGAAGAAUGGUGGCGCUGUAUGACUACGACCCGCGGGAGAGCUCCCCGAAUGUUGACGUAGAGGCGGAGCUGACGUUCUGUGCUGGGGACAUCCUCGCUGUUUUUGGCGAUAUCGACGAAGAUGGCUUUUAUUAUGGUGAGAUGAACGGCCACCGCGGCCUGGUUCCCUCCAACUUCCUUGAAGAAGUGCCUGAUGACGUGGAGGUUUAUCUGACCGAUACUCCAUCCCACCAUCCCCAAGACGAGCCAUCCACUCGGCCCAACGGGAACUCGGCUGCCACUGUCGUCUCUGAGGGCAAACGGAUCACCACCGAAUCUACUGACACGGUGGACAACGACAUGACCCCCGUGAGAGCACCGUCCCCGAUAGUCCGCCCGCUGCUGCCAGGCACCAUGAGACCCUUAAGCCCAACAAGGGGUCCUCAUGCUCCACUGGACCCCCGAGACCCUCAAGAUCUGGCCAACAAAAAGAAAAAGGGAAUUCUGUCCAAAGGAAAAAAACUCCUCAAGAGACUCUCACCUGUGAAAUAAAAAACUCUCAACUGCAUCAACAAAAUCAGUCCAACACCGGGCGGAUGAGGGUUCGAUUGCUGGACUGCAUGAGCCUAUUUAAAUAGAAAAUCCAUGACAUUUAUUCAUGUUCAGUGGUUCAACUUUACUUGAUUAUGUCAGAUGCAGUGCCAAAACAAAGACUCGAGUCACAUUAGUGUAUUCUACUCCAAGAAAAAAAAAUACAAACUUUCAUGUCAGGUUUUAACGAACAUUUUUGAUUAAUUUCAAAGCAGCAUUGGGUCAAAAUGCAGCUGUACAACAGGGUCUAGAUGCGCACACAUGACAAAUCAGUUUUCCCGCCAAAGGAACAGCGCUGGAGUGAGACAUGUUCACGUACCACUAUCUUGUUUUCUGAAUUGGCAAGCUCAUAUAAAACAUUUUUACAGGUCAAAUGUGCCUUUUAUUAGAUGGUGAUAUGAGUGAUAUUUAUUUGUACUGAAAAUGUAUACUUUUUUUGAAUAGUUUUUUUUUUUUCUUAAUAGUCAACUGUUUUCGCGGCCACAAAAUUUGAAUUUGAUCAUAGUUGAAUAAAUGGCAUUUAUUUUCUGUAUUAACAAUACAAUUGCUUUGUUUUCCUAAACUGUGCUUAAAUUGGCUCAGUUUUACUGUAUAAGUUGAAUUGCGAUGUAAAGAACACCAUAUUUUCAUCAACGUGAUGACAUGAAUUGAUUUUUUUUUUUUAAGGGACAAACAGUAGACGUUCUUGCAUUGUUAAUUCAGAAAAAAAAGGGUACUUCCAUCCACCGUGAACGCGAAGCAGUUCUUUGGAGUGAAAGCAUCACUGUUUUUGGGGCUCUCUGCGUGGAGCUGCUGGCUGCUAACACAACCUGUGCUCAGUGCAAUAUCACAAACAGACAGUAGCAUCAGACGGUAAUGGAUCAGCAACACCAGACUGUUUCAGUGGCCUUUAAAUAAAACAAAAAACAUAACGAAACAGCGACACAGAUGUGACAUUCCUCAUUAGGUCACAUGGUUGUGUCACGUUUUCCUGGAUCAGGUCAGAGAGGUUGUUAGGUGCUUUGUUCAAGAUGGUUAAUGUGUUUGUCUGGUGUCGCACAAGAGUUCUGUCUGAUGGUUGUUCGGAACACAUGCGUCUCUCCAGUCCUCGUGUGCUGAUGUUGUGUACAUUCAUCUCUCCAACACAUUCGGGCCAAUAAACAUGUUCCCUGUCCCUCUGUUCCUCAUCGGUCCAACGGCUGAGUGGGGUCGUCUUAAGUAUCAUGAGUAGUGAUGGGGACAGUUUCAUGACUAUGUAAUGUUUGUCUUUGAACUACUACGUCAGUGAAACCUCUCAUCGCCUCUCAUCCAAGAGCACCAUCUAGUGGACACUGUUUCAUUAACCUUAUAAUUCUAUUUCACCACACCUCAGCUACGCUUCACUACUCAACAGUGGUCACCUUAAGAAAGACAAUGGAACUAAGAAAAACAUGAUGAGUUUUUCAGCCUCUCCUUUUCUCACAGUGCCCAUAUUUCACCGUCCUCUAACUAGGCUUGCCUGUUGAUGUAAGCAAGUCCAUCGCAUUGAUAAGCAUCAUACAGCAUAUCACCAUUAUAAAAUAAACACAUGUAUAUUUACAACUGUUCUCCUGAACUGCAAGCUCCCAGAUGAUGGAAGAAUUACUUGAACAGAAGCAGCAUGACAAAUGCACAUGCGAGAUCAAACAUUUUAGUUUUCAGACAAAUGAGUCUUUGCUUCACAAAGUAAAUAUUGGAAUGAGUAAAAAUUUGGAAUUGACAUUUAUCUGUUCACCCGUGGCCUUAAUCCUGGAGACUGAACAAACAAAAAAUGUUUUUUAAACCUUUGGUGGUUGGCUACUGUGUCUUUAAGUAAUAGAUAAACUGCUCUGUGACUCAGGAUGGAGCAGCUGCUUCUUGUGAUGUGUUGAUAAGGUUCCAUGAAACAGUGACCUGACCUGAAGACUGUCUGCCGUAUACUUGCCUGUGAACAAUAGGAUCAAUGACACCUCACGUCACGUCAACAACGAACGAAAAUUAGGACACUGUUUCAUGAAGCCUCAUCCUCCCACUAUCUGCUUCUACUGAAAACAGGACGCUGAGGUAUUUGAUGCAUUUGAACUCAUCCAUGUGCAGCUCAGCAAUUUUGACAAAAAUAUAUUCAAGAGACAAAGUGAGUGAACACAUUUUCCUUGUUCUCAUGCUUGUGUAUUCUCUUUGAAAUAUGUCACCCUCAAACUUUAUAUUUUAGUGCAACAAUCAACAAACUUGACGGAUCAUUGCUGCUGAAUCAUUCAUUUGCCUUUGUCGCAUGAGAUUUGGGUUCAUUUUGGGAUACAAACAGGGUCCUUUUGUUGUUAGCAUUGCAAGUGACUCACAUCUUAUCACUUCAGUCCAAACUUCUUUGUCAAUGAAAAUGUCAUGUGAUGGUCCAAAAUCAAACCAUCAACUUGUGAACGGGUGUUGUCUUAACGCUAUUGCUCUUUUUGUACUGGGGUCCAUUUGUAGAUACUUUCUAUAUGUUUCUACUUGGUUUUCGACAACCAUUAGUUCUUGGUGCAAUGAGAUUCUUCUCCCUGUCACGGAACAGAUUGCAAUCAUUUCCAUGGUGUCCUUUUGUAAAGUAACCGUCAACCGUAUGUGCUUGCGUUGUGAAUCAAAGUGGUGAUAAAAAAAAGAAUAAGAAUUUAUUCUCAGUAUUUAUGGUUAUUUAUGUGUGAGUGUGCAUGUGAAAAAAAUACAACUUUUAUAACCAAAAUAAAUUUGAUAUUUUUUA